Funneliformis geosporum is the source of this 238-nucleotide messenger RNA. NCBI's taxonomy places the organism in Eukaryota, Fungi, Glomeromycota, Glomeromycetes, Glomerales, Glomeraceae. The record is from the annotation of a GenBank genome assembly.
AUUUAGAUCUUUGGGCAGUUUCCCACUUAGGCCGAUUUCGGUAAGUAGGACUGAUCUUUCAUUUAUGAGCUGCUUCGGCCUUGAAGCUGCUUUAUCUUUUGGACAGAUUUUUGCUUUGGUAUCACAUUGGAUCUGGACUUUGAGACAUUUUGAAUUAAUUUUUCGCGUUAUAGCUUUGAAGCUACUUUGGAUAAGCUACUUUUGGGUAUUUUGGUCUGCUUUUGAGUAUUUCGGGUAA